CACACAACCCAAGCCCAGAAUAGUUGGCGCGCGCUGAUUGGGCGGCGGAUGAGGCGCGUGUGAGCCACGCCGCGCCACCCAGCCCCUCAGCCUGCGCGCCGCCUCCCUCCGCCGCUCGCCGCCGCUCUUUAAACCCCCCCUCCCCCUUCCCUCGCGCUCACCAUCCAUGGCGCCCACGGCGCCCUCUCCGGCGUCCGUGCGCGCCGCGGCGUCGCCCCGCUGCUGCUCCCGCUCCCGCCCCUGGUCCAGCGCCGGCCGAGUCGCCGCCCUCCCGGCGGACGGCCGCGGCGACGGCGCCUCCACCGCCGCCUCCUACAAGGAGCUCGGUUUGUACUCUUUGAAAAAGAGGAUCGAAGAUGCCGUUGUCCGGGUCGAAACGACUGCAUCCAGUGCACUGGAGAUGGAGGAAGCGCGGAGAAUCAGACAGGAAGAGGUGUUGAGGGGGCGCAACUUGUGGGACAAUCCAGCUAAAUCGCACGAGACACUCUCUGCUCUGGCUGAUGCCAUCAGAGUGGUCGACCAUCUCAAAGACCUUCGCUAUAAGGCUGAAGAGGCUAAGCUGAUUAGUCAACUCUCAGAGAUGGAUGUCAUCAAUGUUGAGUUGUUUAAGCAGGCAUACAAGACCUCCGUAGAUGCUACUGAGUUUCUAGAUCGUUAUCAGAUGUACAAGCUUCUUAAGGGUCCGUACGACAAGGAAGGCGCUUGCAUCAUCGUCACUGCUGGAUCAGAUGGUGCUGCUUCUGAGCUAUGGGCAGAGAGGAUCUUUUGCAUGUAUUCAAGUUGGGCACGGAAACAAGGUUGUAAGGAUGGGCUGGUUGAGAAGAUCACAUCAACAAGUGGUCGUGUAUGGACUGCAGCCAUAGAAAUUGAAUCAGAGUACAUGUUUGGCACCCUUACUGGAGAAAAAGGAACUCACAGAAUGAUCUAUCCUUCUGUCGAUAAUGCUGGCACUUAUGAGGCAACGUCAGCUAGGGUCGAUAUAAUUCCUCUCUUCUUAGACAGACCAGUUAAUCUUCACUUGGACGAGAAUGAUCUGGAGAUUUCUCCUUCCCCUAGUGAUCAUAAGAGGCGGGAUCACAGAAAUUCAGCCAUUAGGGUUCAACACAUUCGAACUGGAGUUACUGCUGAAAGUUCAGGUGAGCGAAGCUACUUCGCAAACAAGAUGAAAGCUAUAAGCAGGCUGAAAGCAAAGCUACUUGUUAUAUCCAGAGAGUUAAGAUCGUCGAACCUGAAGACGAUCAAGAGGCAGACGGUGGAGGAAUUGUACAGCCGAGAGACAAGAAGGUACAAAUUUGGGCCUCAGAAAUUGGUUCAUGAUCUCAACACAGGCCUCCAGCUGUCAGAAUUGAACUCUGUCCUGGACGGUGAUAUUGAUCCUUUCAUCAGAGGUCGCAUUGUUUCAAGACUUGGAUGACACACCAAGAGCACAUCAGUUUCAAUUCUGAAUAUUUCUUUUGUUUUUCUGGUACAUACCACACCACAUCAAAAGGAUAACUUGUGUAACAAACAAACAAUGGGGUCACAUCCCCAAGCGAAAAAAGCUAAUAAUCCUGGUAUAUAAAAGAGCAAUUCAUGAUUCAUCA
This is a messenger RNA of Oryza sativa Japonica Group (Japanese rice), 1583 nucleotides long. RefSeq names its product peptide chain release factor PrfB3, chloroplastic. Lineage: Eukaryota; Viridiplantae; Streptophyta; Magnoliopsida; Poales; Poaceae. Gene Ontology annotation, molecular function: translation release factor activity. Gene Ontology annotation, biological process: translational termination. The record is from RefSeq and is a predicted model, not a curated record.